Molecule: messenger RNA, 975 nt
Organism: Pestalotiopsis fici W106-1
Lineage: Eukaryota; Fungi; Ascomycota; Sordariomycetes; Amphisphaeriales; Sporocadaceae
Exons: 1
Coding region: 1-975 (324 amino acids)
Source: RefSeq, a predicted model, not a curated record
AUGCCCAAGAAGGGGGUAAAUGGUUCCCUGAGAAUCAAGGCACCCAAGAAGCCGCAGGCACCCAAGGCUAUUUACUCUGCAGAGCGCGAUGCGGAAUUUCAGUCGCACGCGGAGCGGGAGAUAUUCGACCAGUGGUUUGGUGGCGAUUUUGGCAGUGUCGCCGACCCCGACGCGGAGAAGAAUGCCGACGCGGACGGGGAGGACGGAGGAGCGGGAGGAGGAGGAGGAGCAAACCAGCCCGAGUUUCAGGAUUCUCCCGCCAAGCGCAUCCGCACGUCGCGGGAGUCGUACGUGGCGAGGGCGCCGCCCAAGCAGGUCGCCGUGACCGAGGAGCUGGUCGAUUCCAUGGAGUCGUAUGUCUUUGAUAUGCAGGAUAUUCUCGACUCGCUGGGCCUGACACAGAACGAGCCAGAGGUGCCGCCAAGCGUGGCCGCCGCCCUGGCCAACCCGGCCGCGGUCAAGACGGACAAGCGCAACGUCGGAACCAAGUUGCCCAAGGCCGACGUCGACGAGGUCCGGGCCCGCAUACUGUCCAACCAGAUCAUGCGGGACAUGACGGCCUGGCACGACGAGCUCUGCGAGCAGUGGAAAGAAGACCCGACGCGCAUCGACGAUCUGACUAGGGACAUGGAGCCAAAUUUGGGCGACAUUUACGACCUGAGCCAGAUCCCCAGCGAGAUUGCCCUGCUCGAGGCUUUCAAGAUGGCGACACUGUUUGCGUAUCACUGCAUCAGUCUGCUACACACUGCCAAGAUAACAAAAUGGCAGCAGAUCAAGGACGUCCUCCGCCUACUCGAGCCCACUGAUCUCCUGGCCAAGCACUGCGCCCUCAAGCUAUGGAAGAACAAUUGGCAUCUGACUGUUGGGUGGGAGAGGAUCCUUAAAGAGCUCCGAGCCGACCUUGCAGACGCAAAGGAAUGGUAUAGCGAGUCCGACUACAUGCGCCGCACCAUUGAGUUUGUUGGCAAGAUAUGA